Messenger RNA from Dracunculus medinensis (Guinea worm), 1296 nucleotides. Lineage: Eukaryota; Metazoa; Nematoda; Chromadorea; Rhabditida; Dracunculidae. The record is from the annotation of a GenBank genome assembly.
AUGGCGACACAAGAAAAAGUUGACAUUGAAAAAGUGGACGAUGCGAUGGACGUUGAUGAGGUUCCAUUAGAUGAUGAAAUUCUUCGUAUGUCAGCCGAUGAUUUAAAAAGUCGAACGCAUUUAUUAGAAAAUGAAAUUCGUAUUAUGCGUUCGGAAGUGCAAAGAAUUAAUCAUAGUGUUCAGACACUUAAAGAACGAAUCAAAGAGAAUAACGAACGUAUUAAGGUUAAUAAAACUCUUCCUUAUUUGGUUUCAAAUGUUGUGGAACUUCUUGAACUAGAAGAAUUGCAAGAGGAAGAAGGAGCUAAUAUAGAUCUUGAUGCACAUAAAACGAAAUGUGCUGUUAUCAAAACCUCCACUCGUGCGACUUAUUUUUUACCUGUCGUAGGACUUGUUGAUCCUGCAGAGUUAAAGCCUGGUGAUCUGGUUGGUGUUAAUAAGGAUUCAUAUUUGGUUUUAGAAAAAUUACCAGCCGAAUAUGAUUCGCGCGUCAAAGCAAUGGAAUUGGAAGAAAGACCAAACGAACAGUAUAGUGAUAUUGGAGGAUGUGAUAAGCAAAUUCAAGAAUUAAUAGAGGCAGUCGUUCUUCCAAUGACACAUAAAGAUCGCUUUGUCAACCUUGGGAUUCAUCCACCAAAAGGUGUUUUGCUUUAUGGAGCACCUGGUACUGGUAAAACAAUGAUGGCGCGUGCAGUAGCAUCGCAGACUAAAUCAACGUUCUUGAAACUAGCUGGGCCUCAGUUAGUCCAAAUGUUUAUCGGCGAUGGAGCUAAGCUUGUUCGAGAUGCUUUUGCAUUAGCGAGAGAAAAGGCACCUGCGAUCAUUUUCAUUGAUGAACUUGAUGCAAUAGGUACGAAGCGAUUUGAUUCGGAAAAAGCAGGUGAUCGAGAAGUACAACGAACCAUGUUAGAAUUGCUUAAUCAGUUAGAUGGUUUUCAACCAAAUGAUGAUAUCAAGGUAAUAGCGGCGACAAAUCGCGUUGAUGUUCUCGAUCCUGCUCUUUUGAGAAGUGGACGACUUGAUCGAAAAAUUGAGCUUCCAUCGCCAAAUGAGGAUGCACGUUCUAGAAUUUUGCAAAUUCAUUCAAGAAAAAUGAACGUGCAUAAAGAUGUAAAUUUCGAAGAAUUGGCUCGAUGUACUGACGAUUUUAAUGGUGCACAGUGCAAAGCUGUCUGUGUUGAAGCGGGGAUGAUUGCUUUGCGACGUGAUGCCGUUGAAAUAAUGCAUGAAGAUUUUAUGGAUGCCGUUUUAGAAGUGCAAGCAAAGAAAAAAGCUUCUUUAUAUUAUUAUGCUUAA